This is a messenger RNA of Fusarium venenatum, 915 nucleotides long. RefSeq names its product C2H2 type zinc-finger-domain-containing protein. Gene Ontology annotation, biological process: ribosomal large subunit biogenesis. The record is from RefSeq and is a predicted model, not a curated record. Gene Ontology annotation, cellular component: preribosome, large subunit precursor. NCBI's taxonomy places the organism in Eukaryota, Fungi, Ascomycota, Sordariomycetes, Hypocreales, Nectriaceae.
AUGACCACCCUAUCAACACCACCCAACGUCCCCGAGGACACCACACCUUUGAAUCAGGACAUCAUGGAAUCAACCAAAGAACCAGAACAAGUCGCCUCAUUUACACCCGGUCAAUGUCUCUUUUGUCCUACAUCAUCACCUACUCUCGAGGAGGGCAUGAUCCACAUGCAAAAAUCACACGGCCUAUUUGUACCACAGCAAGAACAUCUCACCGUCGAUCUUGAGACCUUUUUCAGAUAUUUGCACCUCGUUAUUUUUAAUUACCGAGAAUGUCUUUACUGCGAAACAUCGCGGUCCACAGUUCAAGCCGUUCAGCAACAUAUGAUGGGCAAAGGCCAUUGCAAGUUUGACGUCUCAGAAGACUCAGAGUUUGCCGACUUUUACGAUUUUUAUCAGAAUGAAGAUGAGCUAUCAGAGGGUUCUGUAAAUGAAGAUGGCAGCAAGAAGGAGUCCGAUCACAAGCCAUUGCAAAUAGACCAGGACUCGAUGAGAUUGCCAUCCGGAAGACUUAUUUCGAAGAAGUCAUCAGCCCAGGCAGAGCCUUCUUCUAUCUUUCAAACGCGCCGUCGACUACGUACAGCAUUACCACAGCUGGAAUAUGUACCAGCAGGUAGCGAUGAUGAGGCUGAUACAAGCAACGAAGUCUCUACUCCGGACACACAAGUGUUGACCAGACGCGAAAGACGACAAAAGGCUACUGCUGCACAUCAACUAGCGAACAUGAGCGCCGGUGACCGCACUGCUCUCAUGCAUCUAUCUUCAGCUGAACAGCGCGCGCUUAUCACUACAAAUCAUAAAUUUACAGAAAAGGUCAAGAAGGAGGAAGCUCGAAGUCAGCGAAGACUUGAUAGAAAAGGAAACAAGAACCUGUAUGCUUAUUGGAACACUGAAACACCAGUGUAUCAGUGUGGUUAG